Molecule: messenger RNA, 2037 nt
Organism: Lodderomyces theae
Lineage: Eukaryota; Fungi; Ascomycota; Pichiomycetes; Serinales; Debaryomycetaceae
Exons: 1
Coding region: 1-2037 (678 amino acids)
Source: RefSeq, a predicted model, not a curated record
AUGAAUUUCGAGAACAGCUUCCUAUCUCAGGAUGAUACAGCUGAGAUUUCACCGAUGGUCAAUCAACAGGAUUCAUUUAUGUCCAAUCUAGAUCACAAUGUUAUCAAGUCCCAAUAUGUCACACCCAACCCAAAUAUCAACACAUUCGACAACAUCACUUUCAACAGUGAGCAGAACAGCUCUAGCGCAUUUCCGCCCCACGACUUUUUUGACCUUUUGGACUUUGACACCGAUAAGCAUUUUGGUUUGGAGACACCCAAAUCGUCGAUGGAUCCCAAGUUUAACCAGCCUUUGCCUGGUGGCCAUUUUUCAAACAAUGCCACACCGGCAACAAUACCCAUGGCCAAAUUUCCACCAUUUUACUCCGGAGAUAAGAAUAAUUCUCAUUCAAAUGUCACGGUUCAAACGCAGUCAUCUCCAAUCGUUUCCAAUAUAACGAGUGCGCAUAAUUUCAACUCUGUUGAUGUUUUCAGUGAGCCAAUGUUGAGCACUCCGAGUUCUCUGACAGGGUUGAGAAGCUCGCCUCAGCAAUUUACCUCACCUUCGUAUGCAAAUUACCAAAUGGCGCAAAAUUCGAUACCUGGGCCAGUUUCAGGGCCAAUUGGUCUUGGUUUGAACACGGAUAUAAUAAAUGCUAACGCUAAGGUACCACCACCACCACCACCACCAACGCAACAAUUGCAGCUGUUACAAAGUCUGAAAAGGCACUCACCCUCGCAACAAACUUUCUUGGCCCAACCUCCUUUGCCGCCACAGAACCACAUGACUAAACUCUCACCAUAUGAGAGGGCUAAUGCCAUGUUUCAACAAAAGCUACAACAACAAGAUUUAGUUCAAUUGCAAAAUGAUCUUGAAUCGACGAGGAAAUUUCGGUCGGAACUGAAUUUAAACUUGCAAGCGUUGAUUAAGGAGGAGAAAGAGAAGCAGGAUUACCGAAAUACUUUGAGGCAGUCAGAACUGCCAAAACAACGUGUGUUUAAGCACACCAGGUCGUCUUCGAGAAAUAUUGAAAUCAAAGAGGAGACCGACGUCUUGCGAGAGUCACUUGCAGAGAAUGGAACGACUCAACAAGCAGGCUCCUUGCCAAGUCGACAUGAACAGGUUCAUAACACUACAGACAUGGAGUCACCAACAACUAUCGAAGUUACAAGCCCACAAUCCUCUAUCGAGGAUCUUAAUUCAAGUACCAACAACGUUUUCCAACAGAAUGACAUCACAGCGGAGGAUUUGCUCAAUGAUGACAAUUUUGAAAACUUGGUCACCCCACGCAUGGACACGAGAGAGUAUUUCAAAGAUAUUGUUGAUUUGGAUAAUCAGAUUGAUAUUGACGUGGAUAAUUUUGAACAUAACGUGAGCGAGUUUGUGUCGUUGGACAAUCGAGUGCUGUCAAAUGCAAAUUUGAACAAUACAAGUGUGGGAUCAACACUGCAAAAGAAUAAACUUGCAGUUGCUUUACCAUCAUCGACGACAACGACAACGGCAACAACAACGACAACGGCAACAACAACGACAACGACAACGACAACUCCACCAUCCUCAUCUACAAAGAAACGAAGCACAAAGAAAGUUUUGAAGAAAUCGUCAUCGUUCAAUGGAUCUCCAUCACUCAUUUCUAAUCCCAAGCUUUCCAAAUCAAGAAGUCAAUUCAAAACUCUCCCCUCGAAUUAUACGGGUGCGACUAUCGGGACUUUCCCCGUGAUCAGCACCAGCGUCUCCAAUAAAACCACGACAAACACAAAAAGCCAGUCAAGUCCAUCCACGUCAUUCGUAUCCCCGCAGAAACGGGCCAUAUCCCUAAAUCAUGCAGAUAUGUUGGGAACCGUGCCCAUCCUUGACUUGGGCAAUCAUUACUCAUUUGUAUAUGAACAUGCGCACGAGAAUGGUGGUCCUGGUGGUGGUCCUGGUGGCCAUGUUGGUAGAAGCACGUCUCAUCAUCGGAGUUUAUCGGGUCGAAGAUUGAGUAGUUUCCAGGAUAAGAACUUCAGCCCAAAUGUGCAAUCGAAGAUGUUUGAGUUUCAAGUCAAGUUGAAGAAGUAA